Cavenderia fasciculata is the source of this 2061-nucleotide messenger RNA. It is a transcript of the gene CYP556A1, whose product is annotated as cytochrome P450 family protein. Lineage: Eukaryota; Evosea; Eumycetozoa; Acytosteliales; Cavenderiaceae. The transcript is spliced from 5 exons. The record is from RefSeq and is a predicted model, not a curated record. The coding region runs from base 1 to 2061 and encodes 686 amino acids. Gene Ontology annotation, molecular function: iron ion binding; heme binding; monooxygenase activity.
AUGUUUAACAUUGAAUUUUUAAUAUGUGGAACUUUAUUUCUAUUUAUUUGUGGUAGAAUCUUAAAGGGUAUACUACUUAGAAAUGUUAGUCAGUUUGUACAUCCGAUCAAGGGUGUGAUGAAUGGAGAGGAUCCAUUGUUGGGUCCGUUUGCAUCGUUGUUGACUAGCAACGAUAUUGAUAUUGAUAAAUCACCACUCGACGAACACGAUAGAGAAUGGGUACAAGAACUCGAAGAUGCUCUGGUUGCAAGUCAACAACAAGAGAAACGAGUUGUAUGUUUAUACGAUGAAUGUCAUCCUUCACCAAUUCAAACACCAAAGAAAAAGAAAAGAAGAUUAAGAAAAAGAAAUCAACUUGAACAACAAAUUAAACAACAACAAUAUGAAUAUAAACAACAACAACAACAAGUCAAACAAGUUGAAUUAAAAGAAUCAUCAUCUUUGUUUAAAAGUAGUGGAGUUGGACCAAGAUUUCUAAUGGAUUUGGAUCUUGGUCAACAACAUCAUCAAGAUGUUGAAGCUAGUUUAUCUAGUACUGCAGACACUGAUAAUAGUUUUUAUGAUGAUGAUACAAUUUCAGAAGUAGAUGAUGAUGAUGAAGAUGAAGAAGAAGAAGUAGAAGAGUCAGAUGAAUUGACAUCAUCAUCAAUCGAUAAAUUACAGCAACAACAAGAGGAUGAGGAUGAAUACGAAGAAAUAACACCAGAAGAAGAAUUAAUAGAAAACUAUAAAAAGUUUUUGGAAGAGGAUAGAAUGGCAAUUUACUAUUCAUGGCAUUUGGGUAAACCAAUCGUCAACAUUACUUCAAUCGAUGCCAUCAAAUAUGUGUUGAGGGAUCAAAGUACACAUUUUGAACGGUUUUGGGUGUCUGGCUACUGUCCACUGCGUCACUCUGCAGAGGAUUUCAAUCGAAUCUUUAGAAUCUAUAGCAAAGUGGCAGGAUCAAAAGAAAGUUUAAAUAGAAUGUUUCCAAUUGUUAAAAAGGAGGCAUCCAUGUUGAUGGAAUGGAUAAACGAGAAACAAUCAUUAGUAUUUGAUACUAAUAAAUUAAUUCCAGAUUUUUGCAUGUCAAUGUUGGCAAGAUUAUUUAUGGGUGGUGCAGAGGAUGCAUAUUUAUGUGUAAAGGCAAACUAUUUCUUUUACAACAAAACAUUUACAGAUUAUCUAUAUCAUAUUUUACCAAUACUAAGGAGACUACCAACUCAAUAUUCUAAAGAUUAUCGUAAAAAUUCAAAAUAUAGAAAUAUUUAUCAAUUGUAUGCAAUGAAAGCAUACUUUAAAUAUUUAAACAAGGAUGGAAAUGGUCACCAAAAGAGUGGUAGUACAAGUAGUAGUGGUAGUGAUAAUUUAGAACAAGAGGAUAGUAUUAUAAAUAUAUUGGCAGAUGCAAGUUACCAUGAUCGUGAAGGAUUGUCUUUGGAAGAGAUUCAGAUGAGCAACUACAUUUUAAACACAUCGACAAUUUGUGGGUUGAUUAGUCUCUUGUCGAGUAUAUUCUACAUGUUUAUGCAAUUCCCAGAGGUACAACAAAAACUACGUCGCGAAAUCAACACUAUCCUAUCAAAGAAUGGACAGACUGCCAAAACAUUCACCUUUGACGUUCUCUCUGAAAUGCCCUAUCUCGAUGCAGUCAUCAUGGAAACGGCUCGUUUAUUACCACCUUAUCCAAAAUUAAUUCCAAGAUAUGCCAAUUGUAAUGAACGUGUACUUGGUUAUAGAAUUCCUAUUGGUACAUUAAUUAAUUGUCCAAUAGUAACAACACUUAGAAAUCCAAAUAUAUUCCGUGAACCAAAUAAAUUUAUUCCAGAGAGAUUCUAUGAUAUGGAGCAUGACGUUCAAAUGAUUGCAGAGUUGGGAUGGGGAUACGGUACUACUAAGUGUAUCGGUGUCAAUAUGAGCAAGCUACUCAUCAAGACUACCCUCAUCACUCUAUUGUCACAAAGCAAAUUUGUGUCAUCCAACAUUGACCAAGUCAAGAUGACAAAAACCUUUUCAUCUCUCUACCCUUCCCCAUCUAUAGAAUUUAAUGUUUUUCCAAUAGUUCAAAGAGCUGAAGAAUAA